Molecule: messenger RNA, 1989 nt
Organism: Lineus longissimus
Lineage: Eukaryota; Metazoa; Nemertea; Pilidiophora; Heteronemertea; Lineidae
Product: poly(A) RNA polymerase, mitochondrial-like
Exons: 8
Coding region: 29-1660 (543 amino acids)
Molecular function (GO): poly(A) RNA polymerase activity
Source: RefSeq, a predicted model, not a curated record
AUCCGCAUGGUGGACAAAAUCCAAAAUUAUGAAAUCUGCGUUUCCCAUAACAGAGCUUUUAGCUCGUUGGAAAGUGAAUCAUUUUCAGUCUUAUCGAUAUUUGGCAUCUGGCUUUAAAGGCAUUCAACGGAAAAGAAUUAAAAAGACAGAAAAUCAUGCGACUUUGCAGCAAAAUCGAUCAGAAGGUGUAAAUGACAGAGGACCAGUCAUCACAAGUCCCAAGCUGUUACCGAUAAUGUCUUACAAUCAGAUGAACACGCUUAGGAAAGCUCAGGCUCAUCGCAGUGUCCUCAUACAGGUUCCAGGAAAAUUCUCCUGCAACCAUGUUCAUCAGAUGUGCAGCAAUUUUGGGAAAGUCAACAAAAUGUUUUAUGACAGUCAUGUCAAGGAUUACAUGCUUAUCGAAUUUGAAGACCGAGAGUCUCUUCAAAAUUUACUGGCAGGUGCUGAUCACUUUUCCAAUGCUGAUGUCCCAACACAGACCCGAGUGCUGUAUCUAAUCAACCCGGGCUUGGAUAAUAAAGCGACACCAACUGUCCCCGUUCAGUUUGACAGAACAAAGGGAGUCAAGAUGACAGAUCUUCAGAAUGCAUCAUCUGUUACAGAGCAGCUGCAAAUGUUUUACCAAGGUGAACGUCUCACAGAGCUUGGAACGCGGUUACGAUUCUUCUUAUGUACCUUACUGGAGGAUUCACUGUCUAGUCUUCUGCCUCAUGUACAAGUCAUACCAUUUGGCUCAUCUGUGAAUGGUUUUGGGAAACAUACAAGCGAUUUAGAUAUGAUUCUAGAUCUUGGGAAGACACCAUCAAUGGCUAAAAAGAUUAGCAAUCUCAAGUACAUGACGAAAAUGCCUGGUGACAAUGAUCGACACUUUGUUCAACGAACUCUCGGCGUUGUUGGCGAUAUCCUCAAAGUCUUCCUACCCCAUGUGAUGCGUGUCGAGAAGAUCCUGGAGGCCCGCGUACCCAUCAUUCAUUUCUUUCACGAAGGACUCAACGUGUACUGUGAUCUUACCCUCAAUAAUCUGUCAGGGCUACAGAUGUCUGAGAUUCUUUACAAUGUCGGGGCCUACACCCCUCAAGUACACCCCUUAGUGUUCAUCCUCCAGAAGUGGGCCAGCCUAAACCAGCUUACUUUGAAUCGUCCCGGGCCCAGGUUUUCAAACUUCAUGUUGAUGUGUAUGAUUUUGUUCUUCCUGCAGUCACGGAAACCGUCAGCUUUGUUGCCUUUAAAAAGGUUUAUAACUAAUGGUGCUACGUCAAAUAAUCCGUCCAUUCUUCAAGAUGUAUCUCCGCUACCAGUAUCUCAAAAUACACAAGACUUAGGUGAACUACUGAUGGAAUUCUUCCAGUUUUAUUCUACGUUUGAUUUCACAAAUUUUGGACUUUCAAUACUUCAUGGACGGAAAAUUCCAAAGACUGAUGAUGGUGCUAUGCAGAUAGAAAACCCAUUUGAAUUAGGACAUAAUGUGACUGCCAACGUACGAUUAAAAGAGUUAGAUUACUUGCAAGCUUGUCUCCGGACUGCCGCAACAAAAUUAGAACAAAACUGGACGAAGACGCCAAAGCCAUGGGGUGUCAUGAGCUUGAUUGACCAGCACACUUUACGGAAUGACGUUAGUGUAGGGUUCAGGGUGAAAGAGUUGUACACCAAGUCAUGAUGAUGGUGGUGCAUGUAUAGGGGCCUGUAAAAUGUAUGUUAGGCUUGGCAAGAACAGUUACUGCUGUGGCCGUUUUGCAAUGCAUUUGAAGUUUUGAUUCAGAAGGUGGAUUUCUGUUGGCCAUGUCCCCUCUCAGUUUUCUCAAGAUGAUGCCAAGGCUAGCACUCGUCAUAGAGCUACUGUGUAAGAGCACAUGCCUGUUUGGAAAUUCAUUCAAUGUGUUAUGAAUCAAUGUGAAACAUACUAAGUCAAUAAGAGAACUUGAUUGGCCAAUUAUGCUCCUAGUCCUAGUAAGGAGGGUAGUGUUAUGUUUGUCUUAUUUGAAUAAA